This is a messenger RNA of Lentinula edodes (shiitake mushroom), 1114 nucleotides long. RefSeq lists its product as uncharacterized. The coding region runs from base 149 to 808 and encodes 219 amino acids. The transcript is spliced from 4 exons. NCBI's taxonomy places the organism in Eukaryota, Fungi, Basidiomycota, Agaricomycetes, Agaricales, Omphalotaceae. The record is from RefSeq and is a predicted model, not a curated record.
GUAGCUUCGGUCCGGCUGUCUUCCAUCGAGUGAUUACAAUGCUUAGAAAUGGGUCACAGCCCCAUACCCCAAGUCACUCAAGAACGAAGAUCGCGAUGUCUUCAGCACUACCUUACAAGGCAUCACACUCGCCAAGAAACAUUCUUCAAUGGGUAACAAUAACGCUGGGGUCUACAGUGUUGCCUCUUUCGAUUCCUCUUUCGCCCGCCUGUUCCCACCUUCCAUAGCCGCACAGAACAUCGAUUCAAGUAGGUUACUUGUCAAGGUCUUGAAACAAAUCGACGACGACAUGGUAGCGGAGGUCAAGGCGCUCACAAUCGUUGGUCAAUUCGUUGCUUCGGGUCUCCUGAGACUUCCUAUUGCGAAAUCGAAUGACGUGGGGAGAAUUAAGAGGAGUAUCAAAAUUAGAGAAGUUAGAGGCGUUGGGGACACCUUGCCGAACGACGAUGAUUUGUUCGAGCUCAAACCUGUCAUCGUAAUGCUCCAGAUGCCUGGCAAGCCUUUAACUCAUAUUCCCGAAUUCAUGUCGGAGAAGAAUUUGGAAACCAAGCGACAGAUGAUGGGCGAUACGUUGAAGUUAAUGUGCGACCGCGUCGGUGAACUAGCGCUGGAGCACAGAUUCGUUCAUCGUGACAACAUUAUCGGAAACAUCCUCGUUAUUAACAAGGGCACCGAGGUUGUCGACGUCAACAUCAUCGAUUGGGGAGGAAAAUAUCUUUCGUCCAUAAACGACGGUGUAACAUGGGAUGAUCUUAUGGGCUGGUGUCAUAAUCGGUGGGCAGUCUACGUAUGGGAGGCUAGCCUUUGAUUCAUGUCCUUAUCACCACCGUUCAUUGGAUAAAGCAUCUUACCCGUCGUGUUUUUACCGAAAAUAUUCGAGAUAUCGUGCUUGAAAUUGAUUUUGAAUGCUGUCACAGUGGUCGUCGUAUAAGCUUGCAGCGGAGUCUGCCUUGUUUUUCAGAUGUCCUCUGCCCAUAUGGAAUCCAUCCAGAUGAGUAAGUAGUCCCACAUGAAUUCUUUAACGUAGUGGGCACUGUCAGGUCCGAUUAACGUAGGGAGCAAAGAAUAUUUCAGUCAGAGUUUUUUCGGUAACCCGUAGUAUCAGUACCAGAAA